Molecule: messenger RNA, 2470 nt
Organism: Carassius carassius (crucian carp)
Lineage: Eukaryota; Metazoa; Chordata; Actinopteri; Cypriniformes; Cyprinidae
Product: aftiphilin-like
Exons: 10
Coding region: 214-2424 (736 amino acids)
Biological process (GO): intracellular transport
Cellular component (GO): AP-1 adaptor complex; trans-Golgi network membrane
Molecular function (GO): clathrin binding
Source: RefSeq, a predicted model, not a curated record
GUCCAUUUCUUUUACUGUCUAUGGUUGCAUGUUGUUGGACACGGAACUCCGGAUGAGCGUAGAAACUGGCAGUGAGAGCCAGUUUAACUUUACUUAGACGAGACGGGACGAGAAGAUACUUGUCCUCUCGCUGAACAGGAUCGGUGCCCGUCAUGAUCAUCCAUAGCAGAUAAGUGACGGGGUGCAUGUGGCCACAGGUGGCGCAAGAGGAGCAUGGAGCCGGAUGUCAUCCAUCUGUACUCUUCCUCUCCUCCUCCACUGGAUGAGGCUGGAGAGGAAGAAGAGGAGGAUGAGUUUGGGGAGUUUGGGGGUUUUGAUGGUGGAGGGAUGUCCUCCAGUUUCUGUUUCUCAGAGCUCAACACACUCACAACAUUCAACCAAUCAAACACACUGGAGGACUCCCCACCUGACCUGUACAUCAAAUCCGUGCAGAAAGUCACUGUAUCGGGGAGUGGAUGGGAAGACGAGAGAAAAAUGGUAGGAGAAUCAAUCAGUAGUGUCGAGAAAACAGAGAAGGAAUCGUCUGACAUUCUCACAAAUGGCAUGACGUCCUCCAACCUACAAAUGGAGCUCUUUACUGAAAAUGGUCAGAACUCUACCUCGAUACUUUCUGAUGUCCAAAACAGCAACAUGGGUGAUGGACACAGCCUCAGUAAUGGCUACAGUGGGUCUUGUGCAAAUUCAGAGCAGGACAAAGCUCUUUCCAUCUGCUUACAAAGCACAGACACUGAGGAAGGCUCUAGACUGGACGUCAGUGUAGCUGAUGUGUUAGACAAAAACCGGUUAAUUAACCAAAUGGACAACCUGUCAGACUCGAACAAUCACUUAUCGCUUAAAGAAUCUGAACCUGGAGAGACAGAAACCAUAUUGGAGUCAUGUAGUGAAUCCCAGUCGUUUACUUCCUGUGGAGAUGCACAAGAGGCUGAAGGUGAGCAUGAACAAAUGGAGAACUUUGUUGUAUGUGGUGACGCAGGCUGUCUAGACGGGUCUGCGAACUGUGUAGAUAUAACUGAAACAGAGACGACCCCCUCACUGGAUGUGGAUGUAAUCGCUAACAUACAGAGCGGAGACACAAGGAAAAAUCAUGGAACAUCUGUAAAAGCAGAGUUGGAAGUAGAUGAGGAGGUUGAGACACCCAUGGACUCCACAGCCGACGAGGAUAUUGGAGAUUUCAGAGAUGCAACUCAGGGUUCAGACUUCAGCCGAACUGAAUCUAUAACCCAGGAAGGAUUUCCUGAAUUUGUCACUGCAAUGUCCAGGUGCUCCACAGAUGAUGAGUUUGGUGACACGGACACACUGGAGGACUUCAAGGAUGACAAAGAGCUUGCUGAGGAGUCAGUGGAUGAUGAAGUAGCUUUUUGUUCAGAGUUGCCUCCUAGUGACAGUUUUGCUGACUUUAGUUCAGCUCCGUCUGGAGGUGUGGUGGUGGGAGGCGAUGACAGGUGGGCUGCAUUUCGACCACCUGAAGCCACUGAAGAUGGUCAGGAUUCAUGGGCCACAUUUGAGGAUGAACAGAGUGCUUACAUGGGUAAAGAAGAACAAAAUGAUGAGACUUCAGUAGCGCCCUCUAGCGACAACCUCCAGAGUAGCACUGCUGAUUUCAGCUGCAAAAUACAGCAUCUCUUCAGAACCGCCUUCCCUUCAGACAUCCGUCCUGAGGUCAGCGGGGUCACUGAAGUCUUGCCCCUCCACAAAUUCCUACAGAUUCACGAUCCUCAGCAGCAAAGGGAUACAAGUGGCUCUCAGGAGUCAGAGACUCAUCUUGGGAAUGCAUUGGCCAUGUGGCGCCACCUUCAGGACAUCCUCGGCUCUCAUGGCCUUAAAUACAAGUGGGCUGGUUCCCAUAGCAACAAAAUACUCCUGGAUUGGCUAGGAAUCAGGAAUAUUUUGUUCACUGGAGAUAAAAAGCAGCCUGUGAUCGUGCCUAUGUUUGCUGCUGGACUGGGAAUGCUGGAGCCCACCAAAGAGUCUCAAAAAUCUCCAGCCUCCCCUGCACUUUCCCCUUUUGCUCCUGUGGAGAGUGGAAAUAUUCUAUGCACUCAGGUGGCAUCCUCUUUGGCCAUUAGUAUUGACGCACAAGAUGGUGGAAUAUCAGAGCUAAAUUUGGACUAUUUUGGCCCUGUGGAAGAAUGUAGCUCAGAUAGUGAAACUGACACUCCACUACCAGGUGUUGAUCCAGAGAUAUAUGAACUGACUACAGCUAAAAUGGAGAACACCACUGGUCGCAACAUUGCAGAUGCAUUUACAAAACUCAUGGAGUCUAUGGAGAAAACCAGAACAACAGCCAGGAAGCCAGAAAGAGAUGAAAAGAUAAGCGAAGAGGCAGCAAAAGUCAUCUCUCUUCUCCCCGACCUGUCCUUCAUGCAGGCCAGGGUCCUAAUGUUCCCCUCCAUCCUAACUCCAGCAGCCUUCACAUAUGACUGAACACAGCAUCAGUCAAUCACCUUGGAGCCUCAUCAUUCAUUGGUUU